Vigna radiata var. radiata (mung bean) is the source of this 1053-nucleotide messenger RNA. RefSeq lists its product as uncharacterized. The record is from RefSeq and is a predicted model, not a curated record. The transcript has a single exon. Lineage: Eukaryota; Viridiplantae; Streptophyta; Magnoliopsida; Fabales; Fabaceae. Bases 144 to 905 code for a protein of 253 amino acids.
AUUAAAUUAGUCUAAAAGUAUUUUAUAUUCUUCAAAAACUAAGAUUUUAAAGUAAAAUUAAAAUUAAAAUUAAGAUUUUACUUGACAGUCACCGUGACUCAAACUAAAACCCUAACAAAGCCUCUGUAGUGCAAUCUUCUGCCAUGGCCCUUCUUCUCCGUCUCAAUCGUCGGAGGGCAACCAGCUCUCGCACACUCUUCUUCUCGACUUCGAAUUCCGAUUCUAACUCCGGCUCCAACUCUCCCUUCUCUUCCCUUUUGAGAGAGGUAAGGGAAAAUCUCAAACAACCCCCAUCCCCUUCCUCAAACCCUCGCUCACAACCACUCUUCGCAAACGAGAUCCGAAAAAACCUCAGCGAGUUCCGCGCCAAGACCGCUCCUCCUCCGCCCGGCGACCCGUCGCAGCAGCAGCAGCAAUUUUCGUUCCAGCAAAUCUACCAGCGCCAGAACGCGCAGGGGAAUCCCCCCAGAUCGGGAGAACCGCCCUCCCUCAGAAUGGAUACCAUUCGCGAGAGCCUGCGGAACUUUUCUGGUGCCCAAAACUCGCCGUGGCAGGGCCGUCCUGGGAUGAUCGGCGGCACGAACGCCUUGCCGCAGGACAUUUUCGGGAAAGAGAUGAGGAAAGAGGGUACGCAGUCGAAGACGAUGUUUUCGGCGGGGUUCUUGAAGACUUACAGCGUGGAGGAUUUGGGGAAGAAAUUGAGAAAGCUGAGGCCGGAGGGAAAGGAAAAGGGUUGGUUUUCAGUGAGGGAGUUGAAUGAGAGGUUGGUGAGGUUGAGGAAGAUGGAGGAGGAGCAAGCCCGUUCCAAUAUCCAUGAUUCUACUAUUGGCGCAAUAAGGGAAUGUCUCAGUAAGGGUAAAAUCACGUGCUCACUAAGACUUGAUCCCCACCAGACCCAACCUUGAUUUCGCAAAAUGCAAGGACCACCACCCUUCGAAGAACCACCUUUAUCAGCUUCAGCUCAUCAUCCUUUGAAGAAGAACGAACACCCUUUAACGCACAUGUUUUUAUAAACUUAAAGUUAAUGUACUUUCCCAUUUUACCCUAAGUUAA